This is a messenger RNA of Morchella importuna, 2565 nucleotides long. RefSeq lists its product as uncharacterized. NCBI's taxonomy places the organism in Eukaryota, Fungi, Ascomycota, Pezizomycetes, Pezizales, Morchellaceae. The record is from RefSeq and is a predicted model, not a curated record. The transcript has 6 exons. Bases 1 to 2565 code for a protein of 854 amino acids.
AUGUUCGAGUCUCCGAUUGUUGUCACAAUGAAGCCCAGGCCUAGAACACCCACCUACAUGAACUUCAGCUGGCUGCAGAGUUUUGCUGAAAAGCUCUCCGUGAAACAUGACCUGUCUUUUCCUGAUCAAAGGUCCGACAAGUUCAGCUCACCCGUGAAUAGUAGCAUGGUCGAUCAACAGCUAGAUUGUAUGACCAGCAUCAUCAGAAAGAAAAACUCCACAAACUUCCAAAACAUCAGCAAUCAGUAUCUGUUUAACAGAAGUCAGCGAAAUCGCGGUUCAAGGUCUCCUUACCUUUGCUAUAAAAAACAAUUGAUUUGUCCCGGUGGAUCGAUAAUCUACACCCCAAUUCCAAGAUGGAAUGUGCCCACGAAAUCAAUUACGCUCAAAGAACUCGACAAGCUAUAUGAAGGAAAGGACCCGGUCCUGGCCCGUGCGGCAGACUACCAGUACUGCAUGAUCCUCGGUCAGUUGAAAGCCGUGCUGGGAGCAUCAAUGGAUGCAAGCAAGCUGGUCGAGGAAUUGGUCGAGAAAAAAGGCGCGAAAAGACUCGUCGUAAGCAGCAAAAACCUUCCCGAAAUCUUUGCGGGUUGGGUUAGUACUAUCACGGGUCUCCAGAAGCCGGAGCGUGAUAUACGACUCACGACUGCUGCUGGUAUUGCACGCCACACGAGGACGUUCCUCAAGAGAUACCUUGUGAACAGUGACACGAACGUAUUUAUACACCCCGACUCCAAGCCCGGGGAGUUCGAGGGUAUCAUCGCUGUCAUUGCAAUGAUAGUAGAGAGCAUUGAAAUCAUGCAGAGUCAAUAUAGAACGGGGAAACUAGCCACGGGUGUGAAGCCUUUCAAGUCACGAUUUGUACUCGAAACCUGUACAACCUACAAAAAGGAGAUGAUUGCAAAAGGGUGGUGCCCUUUUGUACUUCGCAAGCUUGAAAGUAUGACUGCGGUAGUAUACGCCAUGAACCACAAACCGGUACCUUCACUCAAUGGUCAUCAAAAUUGCACUGAACUUCGUUGCGAGGGUAACGUAGUCAUAGGGGACACUUCUGCUGAGCAUUACCCCCGGGACUGUUGUUGUGGGAAUAUAAAACCUCCAUUUAAGGAGGUACUUCAAUCUCUUGAUUUGAAGACAGAGAGUAUUCCUGUCUUGAAACUCUAUCCAGCGGCCAACGGGAACGAAGACCGCUUGAAAGUUGAGAAGGUCACGAAAGAUUCGGAAGAAAUUUACGUUGCGGUUUCUCAUGUAUGGUCAGAUGGGCUUCGAGGUAGCACGAAAGACGGAUUGCCGACAUGUCAGCUCGAAAGGAUUGACAGGCUGGUUCGUAAGAUCGCACCUGAAGGGAAUGGUGCGUUCUGGGUGGAUGCAAUUUGUAUCCCCGAUGAUAAGAGAGACGAGGGAAUCCGAUUGAUGGGGAAAACAUAUAAAGGGGCAGCAAAGGUUUUGGUAAUCGACGCCGGAAUACGUGGAUUAUCCACGAAGGCACCACACGAAAAAAAGCUGCUACGGAUUUUGACGUCAGUUUGGAUGCAGAGACUUUGGACUUUACAGGAAGCAAUCUAUGCUAAAGAAAUGGUUUUUGAAUUUCGGGACGGACUCGUACCAGCCUCUGAAAUAUUGCCUGAAAAAAUGACUUGUCUCCAGGGUCACCUAGCUAUCGACUUCUAUCAACUCACAAUGCAUAUGCCGGGUUCCAACCCUUACAGCAAUAUUUGGGAUAUUUCUCGAGCGCUUGCCACAAGAGCUGCUGGUAGAGUAGAUGAUGAGACUCUUGCUGUUAUCGACUUGAUCCAUGAUGGCGAAAUCAGUUCCUACGAAUUGGCAAAUACCAAUUACUCCGAUGAAAAUAUACUUGCUGGAACACCCAAAAGACAGGCCCAAACGAUAAAGUCUGCCUGGGCAGCCAAGGAGAGGAUGAAAACUUUUUUGACCAAUAUUCCCAAACUUCCCAGGAAUACACCUUUCUUGAUAGGCCCAAAACUCCAGGACCCUGGUUUCCGCUGGGCGCCAGAGUCAUUCAUGACAACACAGGGAGUAAUGGAGGAUAUAACUCCGACGAAAGAACAUGUUACAGCUACAAAAGAUGGACUCGAUUGUAAUCUCAUGUGCUUCGAAUUUGAGAAAACUACUAUAAAAACCUCAGAGCCGAGGGGCGAUGAGAAGAAGAAACGGUGGUUAUUCCAAGCCAAGGAUGUCAAUGAAAAAGAUGUCUUCUAUGAGAUGCUGAUUAAGACAUCGGAUGCUCCAUUCUCCUGCAAUACUUUCAUAAUACCUUAUACACUUAACCCUGGGGAUAAGGCCUACUGUAUUGUUGGGAUGUUGGAGAAGGGUACUGGGAAGGAGAACGCCUGUGAAGACGGCUCAACGAGAUGGACUCAUCAAAGCGACCAGCGCCAAGCUCAACUUACGUCUGACGUGAGAGUCUUUAACGGCCAGGAAAAGCAUGUAGCUUGGGAGUAUGGGGCUAAAAUCUACACAUCAGAUCUUGGGCUGUAUUUUUGUUUGAUAUCAUUUAUGACCUUUAACGUUGUUCUGUUUUUCAAUUUGUAUUGUCUGAUUUGA